Molecule: messenger RNA, 6551 nt
Organism: Salvelinus namaycush (lake trout)
Lineage: Eukaryota; Metazoa; Chordata; Actinopteri; Salmoniformes; Salmonidae
Product: folliculin-interacting protein 1-like
Exons: 18
Coding region: 63-4763 (1566 amino acids)
Cellular component (GO): cytoplasm
Molecular function (GO): protein-folding chaperone binding; ATPase inhibitor activity
Source: RefSeq, a predicted model, not a curated record
UGGAGUUCGUUUCAAGGAACUAGGGCUGCACUUGGAUUUGGAAGAAAGCGAGACUUUCUAAAAUGCCUCCAACUCUUUUUCAGAAACUUUUUAAUAAAAGAAAUUCAUUUUCGCCGCCCCCAAGAUGCAACAAAGAGGAUCCCGCGUUCAGCUGGUCAUCCCCACAGCUGGACCCUAGCCAGAUCAGAUUGAUACUGUACCAAGACUGUGAGCGACGGGGGAGAAAUGUCCUCUUCGACUCCAGUUCCAAAAAGAGGAGCGCAGAGGAAGCCCCUGCAUCGUUUUCCCCACAGCAGAAGAUGUGCAGUAGUGCUGCCCAGGUGAAGAUGUAUGGGAAGUGCUGCCAGCUGAGGCCUACAGGGGGCAGCUCCAACUCUCUGGACAGUUCCUGUGCCGCUGAGGCCCGGGAACCCAGGGAACAAGGGCUGCGCUUCCAGGGGUUGCGGUGUUCCUCUGACGCCAACAUGUUGGGGGAGAUGAUGUUUGGCUCGGUGGCCAUGAGCUACAAGGGCUCCACACUCAAGAUCCACCAGAUACGGUCACCCCCUCAGCUGAUGCUGAGUAAAGUGUUUACAGCCCGAACAGGGAGUAGUGUCUAUGGCAGCCUUAACACACUGCAGGACAGCCUGGAGUUCAUGGGUCAGGACCCCAAUUCUUUGAGGCCGGAUCAGAACACUGUGACCAACGGCCUCCUGGGGAACAUAGGUUUCUCUCAGCUCUGCAGCCCGCGCCGGGCCUUCUCUGAGCAGGGCCCUCUGCGCCUCAUCAAGAGUGCCUCUUUCUUUUCAGGCCAUAGUAACCCCAUGGACAUGCCGGGCAGAAGCCUGUACGACGAGAGAGACAGCGGCAUCGCCAGAUCAGCGUCUCUGAGCAGUCUGUUGAUUACUCCGUUCCCCUCCCCGGGCUCCUCCCUCACCAGCAGCCAGGCCAGUAGCUACCAGAGACGCUGGCUCCGCAGCCAGACCACCAGUCUGGAGAACGGGGUCUUCCCAAGAUGGUCUGUGGAAGAAAGCUUCAACAUGUCGGACGAGAGCGGAGGUCCCAGCCUGGGCGUGGCCAGGAAGAAGAAGAUAGCCAUCGGUGUCAUCUUCCUCCUCUCCCAGGACGAAGAGGAGAACAUCAAGUUCCAGGACUUCUUCUUCUCCCACUUCCCCCUCUUCGAGAGCCACAUGAACAAACUAAAAAGUGCCAUUGAACAGGCCAUGAAAAUGAGCCGGCGAUCAGUUGAUUCCAGUCAGAGGGCUCUGGCCUAUAGCCGCAUGGUGGAUGGCCUCAAUGAAUUCAGGACGACCAUCGUCAACCUUUACACCAUGCCCCGCGUGGCCGAGCCCGUUUGGCUCACCAUGAUGUCUGGAGCCCCCGAGAAGAACCAGCUCUGUGGACAUUUCAUGAGGGAGCUUGCCCUACUCAUGGAGCAGGCCUCAAAGAACCAGUUCCUCCCUGCCCUCCUCACAGCCAUCCUCACCAACCACCUGGCCUGGGUGCCCACUGUCAUGCCCAACGGACAGCCGCCUAUCAAGAUCUUCCUGGAGAAACACUCUUCUCAGAGCGUGGAUAGGCUGGCCAAGAGCCACCCCUACAACCCACUGUGGGCCCAGCUCGGUGACUUGUACGGGGCCAUCGGCUCCCCGGUGCGUCUGUCCAGGACGGUAGUGGUGGGGCGGAGACGGGAGCUAGUCCAGCGACUCCUCUAUGUACUCACCUACUUCAUCCGCUGCUCUGAGUUGCUGGAGACCCACAUGCUGGACAGCACUGAGGACGAGGCCAUCGUCAUCCCAGGCUCUCUCAUCACCACCUCGCUGCAGCGUGGGGAGGUGGAGGAGUCAGAUUAUGUGCUGGUCACCGUGCACAAGCCCAGCGGAGACUACCUCAGCCAGGGUCCCGAGCCCCAAGAGGACAGCAGCUACCCCUCACACAGCAACAACAGCUUGCAGUGCAGCACCUACACUGAGGCUGGCCCUAAGGAGGGGGACAGUAGUAACAACAGUCAGGGUUCCAAGAGCAGUGUCCUGCAGGCCCAGGCCCACUCCAGCCACAACACUAACGCUGUGCCCAUCAUCCACAUGGAGGAUGUUAGUGAGCCGCUCAAGGAGUCACUCAAGGAGUCACCAACCGCCUGUCUGGAGGCCAAGCUGGAAACAGUGGUGCGUGUGGGCUCCGCCUCCCCCAGGGAGACAGUGGUGCGUGUGGGCCCCGCCUCCCCCAGGGAGCAGGUCUGUGUGCUGCUGGAGACGAAGCCUGAGACCGAGUUAGAGGUCAAGGCCAGCGAGAAGGAGGGGAUGGGGAGUCUGCCCAUCAAGGUGUUCCGCUCUUCUGGGAUACCACUGGAGAAGAAGCCCCCUGACAAGACCGUACCUGUACCUAUACCCGGCCCCUUUCUGUCAAAACACCAGGAGGAGCCUGCCACCAAAGUGCUGUUUCUCAUCGGCGACCCCCAGUCUCCGGGAUCAGACACCGAGAGCAGGAGGAGGAAGCUUGAGGACAUUAAGAAGCACAAGAAAUGCAUCAAAGAGAAACAGAGGCCGCAUCCGCAACUACAACAACAGCAACCGCAACAACAACCACAACAGCAACCGCAACAACAACUACGACAGCAGCAACCGCAACUACAGCAACCGCAACUACAGCAACCGCAACUACAGCAACCGCAACUACAGCAACCGCAACUACAGCAACCGCAACUACAGCAACCGCAACUACAAAAACAAAAACAACAGCAACCGCAGCAACCGCAGCAACCGCAACCGCAGCAACCGCAACUACAGCAACAGCAACCCCUACAACAACAGCAACCCCUACAACAACAGCAGCAGAGUGGGUGCGGUGACGGCGGCGAUCAGAGGGUGAAGUCUACUACCAGCACAUCACCCGACCAAACCAAGACCAACGCUGGCGGAAAGAAGACUCUGAUGCGUGUCUUCAGCAAGAUGCCCCAGUGGAACCCUGUCAGCGAGGAGGAGUGCUCGGAGCUGUUCGACGAGUACUUCAGUGAUGACAACCCUGUAGAGACCAGGACUAUAGACGAUGUGGCGAAAUGCCUGGACUUGUCAAACGGCACGGACAAAACCCAGAAAGAGCUUCUGGACCCUUCGGGAGUCGAGAGUAGCAGUUGCUGUAAGGGACAGGGGGAUCAGGGACAGAAGGGAACAGGGCAGUUGGGUGUGGGACCGGGGGGUGUUGGUGGGGAUGAGGCUGACGUCCAGACCCGGUGUACGGGGGAGGCUGACGUUAAGACCAGGUGUUGGGGGGAGACUAACAUCCAGACCCGGUGUGGGGGGGAGGCUGACGUCCAGACCAGGUGUGGGGGGGAUGAGGCUGACGUCCAGACCAGGUGUGGGGGGGAUGAGGCUGACGUCCAGACCAGGUGUGGGGGGGAUGAGGCUGACGUCCAGACCAGGUGUGGGGGGGAUGAGGCUGACGUCCAGACCAGGUGUGGGGGGGAUGAGGCUGACGUCCAGACCAGGUGUGGGGGGGAUGAGGCUGACGUCCAGACCAGGUGUGGGGGGGAUGAGGCUGACGUCCAGACCAGGUGUGGGGGGGAUGAGGCUGACGUCCAGACCAGGUGUGGGGGGGAUGAGGCUGACGUCCAGACCAGGUGUGGGGGGGAUGAGGCUGACGUCCAGGCCCGGUGUGGGGGGGAUGAGGCUGACGUCCAGGCCCGGUGUGGGGGGGAUGAGGCUGACGUCCAGGCCCGGUGUGGGGGGGAGGCUGACGUCCAGGCCAGGUGUGGGGGGGAGGCUGACGUCCAGGCCAGGUGUGGGGGGGAGGCUGACGUCCAGGCCAGGUGUGGGGGGGAGGCUGACGUCCAGGCCAGGUGUGGGGGGGAGGAUGACGUCCAGGCCAGGUGUGGGGGGGAGGCUGACGUCCAGGCCAGGUGUGGGGGGGAGGCUGACGUCCAGGCCAGGUGUGGGUGUGGCUCUACAGACACAUCGGAGGCACGUUCCUGUAGAAGUUGUUCUGCUGAGCAGAACAUGUGCAUCCUGAUUUCAGUAACCGGCCCCAAAAUGGCCCAACAAAAGAAGGGGGCCCCGCUUAAUGACUGUGAGAUCCCCCGGAACGAGAGUUCGGACAGUGCGCUUGGGGACAGCGAGAGCGAAGACGCAGGGCAGGACAUCCACAGGCAGAGUGACAGCGACACCUACUACAGAGAUGAUCAGGAGCCAGAUGAGUGGCAGGAAGAGGUGGAGGUCCCCUUCCCUGGGUCAAAGUUGGUGGAGCAUUUCUCCAAACCGAGCAUUGCCAACUUUGGGAGGUCACUGUUCGGAGGGUACUGCACAACCUAUGUGCCGGACUUUGUUCUACAGGGGAUGCCCAACGAUGACAAAUUAAGGCAGGGCCUCAUGUCAGAAUUAGCCCAUGCUGUACAGCAUCCAGUGUUGGAUGAGCCCAUUGCAGAGGCGGUCUGCAUUAUCGCAGACACUGAUAAGUGGACGGUGCAGGUAGCCAGCAGCCAGAGACGAGCCACGGACAACAACAAACUGGGGAAGGAGGUCCUGGUGUCCAGCCUCGUGUCCAGCCUGCUCCAGUCCACCCACCUGCUUUACAAGAUGAACCUCUCCCCCAACUUUUGCAUAAUGCACCUUGAGGACAGACUCCAGGAGGUCUACUUCAAGAGUAAAAUGCUGGCAGAGUACCUGAAGGGACAGACUAGGGUGCACGUCAAGGAGCUGGGGAUGGUCCUGGGUAUUGAGUCCAGUGACCUCCCCCUGCUGGCAGCGGUGGCAAGCACUCACUCUCCCUACGUGGCCCAAAUACUGCUAUAAUAGAUGGAACCAAAGCCAGAGGUGGCGGGUGGCUGUGGACUGGAGCAGCCGGAUACUGUGCUUCACCCUGGCCCAACACGUCGGCUUGACCCUGUUCACUGACGCCCUGCUGAUGCUCUGAGAGGGCCGGUGCAGUGCAGUCUCCUGGACAAGGUGGGCAUCCCAAAUUGCAUACUAUUCAAAAGUUGUACACUAUGUAGGGAAUAGGGUAUCAUUUGAGAUGCAGAAGGGCCUCUUGGAUGGAUCCGAGACCUCAGCUACUGCUGCUGCCACUGGGCAUACAGACAUACUGCCACAAGGGGACAGCCGAGUCCAUGGUCUCCUCUGAUAGUAAGAGAUGAAGCUCUGUUGGCCCACUCCAGGCCAGAGAGGCAUGCUGCUGCUGUGGCCAGUUCUCUUCUUUUUCAAUGUUUUCACCCCUCUGCAUCAACAUUAUUUUAACCUGGUUAAAGGACAAGAAAGCCAAAUCAUUUUUCUGUUGAGUAUAAAUAAUAAAGACAUCAAUUAUAAAAUAUAUACUUUUUACAUCUACUACUUUCCUGUACAAUCUUUUACCCGUUUAACCAGGAAGCACAGGUGAUAGAUAGGAUGAGUUUUUUUGUUACUUGUAGUGAAUAUGAUCAAAUUCACUUUAUUUCAAUUAUGUUUCUGUGUUCUUCAUGUAUUUGUUUACAAGUGUACUUGACCUGAAAUGUCUCCCUCAAUGGUCCAUAAUUCAUUGGAUUUCAUUUGAAAAUGAACUACACUAAUUAUAUAAACAUAGGCCUGGAAGUCGUAUCUGGGUAAUUUAUACACAUUCAUUGUAAUUCUUAACUGCAGUGUAGCUUUAACAUUCUUGAUCACAGGUACAGCACUACCUCAGAUAUUUUGUGGGCGAUCGAUGCUACACGCUUUUUAUAGUUGCCGACUAGAUAAGCCUGAGAGAAUUAUUUGUAUUUUUAAAUCAGUGUAAUGUUCAAAUAAAACUGCCAACCCAAUGCUGAACUCUUGAAAAAGGGAUGUUAAUAAUUACAUAUUUGAAAAUGGGGAAAACCUUUGUAAUUAUUUUUGGAAUACAAGGAGCUCAUUUCUACUGCGGUAUGUGGGGAAAAAUAAACAAACGAUCUACAUAUAUUUUCAAACUGAAAUAUUUUCACAAGUUUAAAACAUUUUUAUCGCUUUGACACCAUCAUACCAUGUUUACGGCUGUAUUGCAUGCUACGAAGGGAGAGUUUGUGGAAUAUCUGUUAGCAAUACGUGUAUCAGUUCCUUAAACUAUUCUCAAUGUUUAUGGCAAAACCAAUAAUAAAUAAAAAAUUGCUGCAUUGAUUUUACAAAAGCAAGACGCAAAACCACAAAUCUAAACCACAGAUUUGUUUUAAUUUUUUGUAUAAAUAUUUUUACCAACCAUGAAAUUCAUGUUGCAUUUCAUUUGGAAGUACUUUGUCUGGAGAGUGUGCCAUGCUAUGGAGUCUUAAUGGACAUGUGGCAUGAAUGGAUCAGGGGCUUCUGAAGAAUUGAUUUUGCUGGUUGAAAUUAUUUUUACAUGCUUAUGUAAGAUGCUAGGUUCUUCAGGAUAUGUUCUUAUUGCAUUUUGUAAAGCUCCUGAUUAUUUCUAUGAGGUAUGUUUACUUUUCUCUUCAUAUAUGAAUAAAUGAUUUAGUAUGGUGUGUAACAGUUAAUGUAAAUUGUACAUAUUCAGUUUAUUUCCAUGUAUUUGUACAUAAUGUCUUUGAAUAUGAAUUGUUUCUAAAAUGAUCCUUUCCCAAUUUUAAGGGAAUGUUGUGCAAUAAAGAUGCCAAUGUUGUA